UCUCUCUCUUCUUUACUCUGCUCACCAAGCUUCGAAUCUCUCUCUCUCUCUCUCUCUCUCUCUCUCUAAAAUGGCAAAAUCUACCCCUUUUUCUUCAUUCAUCACUGCCUGAUUUUGCUAUUUUCUACCGUCAAACAAUGGUAACAGAUCACUGCAAUCGGUUUCUGCUACUCCAGUUAGUUGCAGCAAUCUUUGUUUCCUUGAGUUUUGUUCAUAGCACCACUGAUCCAACUGAUGUUCAAGCACUACAAGUUUUGUACACUUCUUUAAACAAUGCUGCACAGUUAACAAAUUGGAAAACUAGUAAUGGCGAUCCGUGUGGCGAGUCAUGGAGAGGGGUUACUUGCGAGGGUUCGGCCGUUGUUUCAAUUGAACUUCCGGAUUUGGAAAUUGACGGGACAUUGGGAUACAUGUUGUCGAGCUUCACAUCGCUGAAAACAUUGGACUUAAGUGGAAACAACAUUCAUGAUGCGUUUCCGUAUCAGCUACCGCCAAAUCUUACUAGCCUCAAACUUGCAAACAACAAUAUAAGCGGAAAUAUUCCGUACUCAAUUGCGUUGAUGUAUAAUCUGAACUACAUGAACCUUAGUCACAAUAUGCUUGCUCAGAAUAUGGGAGAUAUAUUCAAUAAUCUCACGAGUCUCACUACUUUGGAUCUCUCGUAUAACAACUUUUCCGGGGAUCUACCGAAUUCACUCAGUUCACUGUCUAGCAUUUCGACAUUUCACGUGCAGAACAAUCAAUUAACCGGAUCUUUGAAUUCCCUAGCUAAUCUGCCGUUGACUGAUGUAAAUGUCGCAAACAACCGUUUAAAUGGGUGGAUACCAAAAGAGCUUCUUUCUAUUCCGGGUUUCAUAUAUGACGGAAACUCGUUCGAUAAUGGCCCUGCUCCACCUCCGCCGCCGUACACCCCCCCUCCCGCUAAGCCUCACAAUAACCGCACACGUUCUCCGCCACCACGUACGCAUAAGGGGUCCGAUGCGCCAUCAGCAGAUACCAGCAGUGGAAACAAAACGAGCAUCGGAACUAUUUUAGGCAUAAGUUUGGGCUCUGCGUUCUUGAUACUUUUUAUCGCACUUGUGCUUCUUUUCUGCUAUCGGAAAGGGAAAAAGACGAAAAGUACCACUAGAACUUCGACCGUAAAUCCUCCGAUCAUGAGCGAGAAAGUUAAUGCGGAACUGCAAGAACAGAGGGUAACCGUAAUACCGACAGCCAGCGUAGUUGACUUGAAGUCCCCACCGACGGAAAACGCAACUUACGAGAACGGGAAAAGCGGAUCGAUGAAGAGAGUGAAAUCCCCGAUAACCACUAGUUCAUAUACAGUUGCAACACUUCAAACGGCAACAAACAGUUUCUCUCAAGACAACAUAAUCGGUGAAGGUUCGUUGGGUCGUGUUUAUAAAGCAGAUUUCCCGAACGGAAAGACGAUGGCGGUUAAGAAGAUCGAUAAUGCAGCCUUAUCUCUCCAAGAAGAAGAUGAUUUUGUCGAAGCGGUCUCAAACAUGUCGCGCUUAAGGCACCCGAACAUAGUUCCGUUAGCUGGAUACUGUGUGGAGCAUGGACAACGUCUUUUAGUUUAUGAUUACAUUGCUAAUGGAAGCUUGCAAGAUUUGCUGCAUUUUGCUGAGGAUAGUAGCAAAACGUUGACGUGGAAUGCACGUGUUCGGGUUGCACUCGGAACUGCGCGAGCUCUAGAGUACUUGCAUGAAGUUUGCCUACCUUCUGUGGUACAUAGAAACUUAAAGUCGGCAAACAUUUUACUCGAUGAAGAGCUGAAUCCUCAUUUAUCAGACUGUGGUUUAGCCGCCCUUACACCCAACACAGAGCGAGAGGUGGCAACACAGUUAGUUGGUUCGUUUGGUUAUAGCGCCCCUGAAUUCGCAUUGUCCGGCAUAUACACCGUAAAAAGUGACGUUUAUAGCUUUGGAGUGGUGAUGUUGGAGUUGUUGACCGGUCGGAAACCACUGGAUAGUUCAAGACCGCGAUCAGAACAAUCACUUGUAAGAUGGGCCACCCCUCAACUCCACGACAUCGACUCCUUGGCCAAAAUGGUUGAUCCUACGUUGAACGGCAUGUAUCCUGCCAAAUCUUUGUCACGCUUUGCUGACAUCAUCGCCCUUUGCGUUCAGCCCGAACCGGAGUUCAGGCCUCCCAUGUCUGAAGUUGUGCAAGCGUUGGUUCGGCUCAUGCAAAGGGCAAGCGUGGUCAAGAGGCGACCCAGUGAUGACUCGGGAUUCAUAUAUAAAACACCAGAUCAUGAGGCGUACGAGAUGUCGUAUUAAUAUAUCCGAAUCAAAACCUUGCGAUUUUCGCAUAUAUGUAUGCAAGGUCAGAGACUCAACUUUGAUGAUGAUGAGUUCAAUGAAGAGAUCUGGAGUAUGUAUAAUUGUAUAUCUUUCCAUCAAAUCUGGUCAAGUUAAAAGGUAAAUAUAUAAUACACUGAUGAGAGUUUAUAUGUUUCUAUGAGAGAAAAAGACUUUUGACUUUUCUCAUUUUUUUUAUUCUACUUUAUUGUACCUCCCAAGAUAUUAUGACGUCAUAAAUCUUUUUUAGUGUUUAUCAAGUAUUUAUGCAAAAUGA
Helianthus annuus (common sunflower) is the source of this 2580-nucleotide messenger RNA. Its product is annotated as protein STRUBBELIG-RECEPTOR FAMILY 8. Gene Ontology annotation, biological process: protein phosphorylation. Bases 138 to 2282 code for a protein of 714 amino acids. NCBI's taxonomy places the organism in Eukaryota, Viridiplantae, Streptophyta, Magnoliopsida, Asterales, Asteraceae. The transcript is spliced from 16 exons. Gene Ontology annotation, molecular function: protein kinase activity; protein binding; ATP binding. The record is from RefSeq and is a predicted model, not a curated record.